AUGGAAACAAAAAACAAUAUUGAAUUUUAUUCACUAAUGAUCGAACAAGGAACAGGUGAAGCAGUUGUUAUUGCUAUUGGUGAUAAUAGUGUAUUAGGUAAAAUGUCAAAAUUAACUCGAAGAAAUACAGGAGAUGAAAUAACUGGUUUACAUCGUGAAGUGAAUCGUUUUGUUUUAUUUGUUGUACUUGCCACAUUAAUAGGUAUUACUAUCUUAUGGAUAACAUGGAGAGAAUGGUUAAAACAUCGACAUCUUGAACUUAUUAAUAGUACAAUUAAUUUUAUGUCGUCGAAAUGGUAUUAUUCACUAAAUUGA
Rotaria sp. Silwood2 is the source of this 315-nucleotide messenger RNA. Lineage: Eukaryota; Metazoa; Rotifera; Eurotatoria; Philodinida; Philodinidae. The record is from the annotation of a GenBank genome assembly.